AUGUUUAGAAAAAGACCACCACAAAUCACAGUAGAAGAACUUCAACAAACUUAUAAUGAUUGUUGUAAUGAAACUAUUAAAAAUCUAACUUUAGAAGAAGAUAAUAAUGUUGAUGAUGCAUUAAAAGGUUGGAAAAGUCUACAUACAACUUUAUUAUAUAAAUUGGAUCUUUUUGAAAAAUGUACAACAAAAUUAGAUUCUGAAGAAAAAACUUUACUUAAUGAAUUAAAGGGAAUAAGAGAUGAAAAUGUAAAACAUUUAAUAAGAGUUCAAUUAAGAUUAGAUGAAAAAAAUCGAAGAUUGAAAAGGGAAAAAGAGGGAUAUAAUCAAGCACCACCUUCGCCACCACCAAGAGCAGUAAGAGAGAAAACUAUUCCCUCAUUAAGAAUAAGUCUGCCACAGAAUUCUUCAAAUUCUCAUAUAUCUAAUCAAAGAUCAAUGAUGAAAUCAUUACGACCUCAUUCAAAUGGUCAAUCAACUCCAAAAGCUUCACCAACAACUACUAAUUUAAAACCAACUUCAGUACAACAAGCAUCUCAAGCUGCAUCUAAAUCAUGGGUUAAACCAUCAAUUAAAAAAUUUGAAGUUUCAACUCCACCAAAAGUUGAUGUAACUAGUUAUUUUGCAGAUUUUGAUCAAGAUACUUAUACAACAAAUAAUACAUCUACAAAUAAUAAUUGGGAAAAAUAUGAUUCAAGAUCAUCCUCCGGUUUAUCUGAAACUUCUUCAAAUGCAAAUUUAAUAGAUAUCGAUGAAGAUAUAGACUUGAUACGAGAAAAAGAAACAAUUAAUCCUGAUUCAAAUAGUCUUUCGAGAUCAAUGGAUGAUUUAACUAUUAAACCUGUUUCUGAAAGUCCACCAAGAACAACAAAACCAAAAAAUGGAUUAAAUGUUCCAUCAAUUGAACAUAUAUCAAAAAGUACAUCUGAUGUAAGAACUAAAACUAAACAACCAUAUAUUUAUAAUAAACCAAAACCAUUAAAUUUACAAAAAUUAAUGCAACAACUGCAAACAAAUAAAACAAAACCAAAAUCAAAUAUUACAUAUAAUUAUGUAAAAUCAACAAAUCCAUCAAAAAAGGUUUUAGUGAAAUCAAAACCAUUAAACACAAAUACUACUACUAAUGGUAAUGGUCAUAUAAAGAAAAAUGUUGUUAAAAAACAAGAAGUAGAAGAAAAUAUGAAUUCACCAACUAUGGAUGAUUUGUUGAGUGGAUAUGAUGAUGCAACAAAUGGGAAUGAUGAACCAUUAACUGAACCAACAAUAACAGCUUCAUUAACUGAUCCUAAACAACAAGAUAAACUUAUAGCAUCUAUUCGAGGGAUAGAUCCACAAGCAGCAAAAAAUAUUUUAAAUGAUGUUGUUGUUCAUGGUGAUGAAGUAUAUUGGGAUGAUAUAGUUGGAUUAGAAAAUGCAAAAAAUUCAUUAAAAGAAGCAGUUGUUUAUCCAUUUUUAAGACCUGAUUUAUUUAAAGGAUUAAGAGAACCAACAAGAGGAAUGCUUUUAUUUGGACCUCCAGGAACUGGUAAAACAAUGUUAGCAAGAGCAGUUGCAACAGAAUCACAAUCUACUUUUUUCAGUAUUAGUUCAUCAUCAUUAACUUCAAAAUAUUUAGGAGAAUCUGAAAAAUUAGUAAAAGCAUUAUUUUUAUUAGCUAAAAAAUUAGCUCCAUCAAUUGUUUUUAUGGAUGAAAUUGAUUCUUUAUUAAGUUCAAGAACUGAAGGAGAAGUUGAAAGUACAAGACGUAUUAAAAAUGAAUUUUUAAUUCAAUGGUCUGAAUUAUCAAGUGCUGCCGCAGGUAGAGAAUCAAAUGAAGAUGUUUCAAGAGUAUUAAUAUUAGGAGCUACAAAUUUACCAUGGUCAAUUGAUGAAGCAGCAAGAAGAAGAUUUGUAAGAAGACAAUAUAUUCCAUUACCUGAAGAUGAAGCAAGAAAAUCACAAAUUAUAAAAUUAUUAAAAUAUCAAAAACAUACUUUAUCAAAUGAAGAUUAUGAAAAUUUAAUUAAAUUAACUGAAGGAUUUAGUGGUAGUGAUAUGACUGCAUUAGCAAAAGAUUCAGCAAUGGGUCCUUUAAGAUCGUUGGGUGAUAAAUUAUUACUGACUCCAACAGAUCAAAUAAGACCAAUAAGUUUAGAAGAUUUUGAAAAUAGUUUAAAAUAUAUUAGACCAAGUGUUUCUAAAGAAGGGUUGCAGCAGUAUGAAGAUUGGGCUGAUAAAUUUGGAUCAAGUGGUGCGUAA
Molecule: messenger RNA, 2238 nt
Organism: Lodderomyces pseudojiufengensis
Lineage: Eukaryota; Fungi; Ascomycota; Pichiomycetes; Serinales; Debaryomycetaceae
Gene: YTA6
Product: putative AAA family ATPase
Exons: 1
Coding region: 1-2238 (745 amino acids)
Molecular function (GO): ATP hydrolysis activity; ATP binding
Source: RefSeq, a predicted model, not a curated record